AUCAGUCCCUUUUCUAUUAGUUAAAGAUACGGAACAUCGGCAAGAACGGGGAAAUAUUUGGACGAAAGACUGCACCUCUGGAUUAACCAGCGAUGUCUUUCGUAAUUAUGGCAUGAGUGAGAUGAUACGCCACUUCAAAGCUUCCGUGCGUUAUAGUAAACAUUUUAUCUUCCCGCUAUUGUUGAAUCUUCUAGUGUACAGGCGUGCAUCGUUGAGAACUGCGCAGAAAUGCACGCUGAAUGUGAUGAAGCAGGGCGUAAUUUAUUUCGUUGAACCAUUAAUAUCUCACAUUUUAUUAGGGGCAAGUUGUAAUUUAUAUUGAAAUGCCUGUAUUGUUUAUAUAACUGGAUUUUCUCUGUCAUGUUAAAAGCCUUGCGCAGUGCAGUAAAAGAGGUCUGCGUUUCGUGUUUUGGAUUGCGAAUGUGAUCUCUAAACGGUUUUGGCUGUGCAUUACCUAAUCAGUUCACAUUCGAUAGGAUUUCCAUUCCCUGCAGAUACAUCAGUUUCUGUAUUGAUAUACUUUAAAUGUUAGAAGCUCUUGCCAAGCGGUAAGAGCCCCUCUCCUAGGUUACAGAUGAGAGGCAAACAAUAUCAUCAACAACUGAAGUUGACAGCACCUUGGGAAAAGGAUGCUAGUUACGGGAGGAAGCUCAAAUCGUACAGGAACCAUACCAAGAUAAUAGCCCAGCCCGGAAUCGUAAUGAAAGUUCUACGCAGAAAACGGAUUGUGCUGUUUAUAGCCUAUUUUUUGCUGCUGGUCCUGACGAUGCUGAACUUGGCCAACUACAAAUGGACUAAGGAGCCUCAACAGUGCAAUCACCAGAUGAGGAGCACCACUUACCAGAGCAGAUCAGACAUCCGCUUCCUCUACAGACCCUCUCUGGCUAAAAAGAGACAGCUGGUGUAUGUUCUGACCACCUGGAGGUCGGGCUCCUCUUUUUUUGGGGAGCUUUUUAACCAAAAUCCCGAAGUGUUCUUCUUGUAUGAGCCCAUGUGGCACAUAUGGCAGAAACUUUACCCAGGUGACGCUGUGUCUUUACAGGGAGCGGCCCGGGACAUGCUCAGCUCCUUGUACCGCUGUGACCUCUCUGUUUUCCAACUGUACAACAGCCCCGGGGGGAAGAACUUCACUUCCUUGGGUCUGUUCGGUGCAACACUCAAUAAAGUGGUGUGCUCCUACCCCCUCUGCUCUGCAUACAGGAAGGAGGUGGUAGGAAUGGUGGAUGACAAGGUGUGUAAAAAGUGCCCCCCACAAAGCCUUAGACUUCUGGAGGAGGAAUGCCUCAAGUACAACACCAUAGUCAUCAAAGGGGUGCGCAUUUUGGACGUGAACGUUUUGGCCCCACUCAUGGAGGACCCUUCUUUGGACUUGAAGGUGAUCCACCUGGUACGUGACCCCAGGGCAGUUGCGAACUCCAGGAUCAAAUCCAGGCACGGCCUUAUCCGGGAGAACCUGCAGGUGGUCCGAAGCCGGGACCCUAAACUGCGAAGGAUACCGUUUGUGGACCCCAACCACAAAGUCAACAAGAAGGACGGUGCGGACUACCACUCCAUAGGAGCCAUGGAGGUGAUCUGCGACCGUACCUCCAGGACCCUGAGGACUGCCUUAAACCCCCCCAGCUGGCUCAAAGGGAAGUACAUGGCGGUUCGUUACGAGGACCUGGUGGAGAGCCCCGUGAAGACCCUGAGGAACAUCUACCGCUUCACCAACCUGACCGGCAACCACGACAUCGAGACGUUCGCCUUGAACAUGACCAGCGGCUCGAGUUCCUCCUCCAAGCCGUUCAUCGUGUCUUCCCGGAACGCCACCCAGGCGGCGAGCGCGUGGAGAACGGUUCUAAGCAUCCAGCAGAUCAAGCAGGUGGAGGACUACUGCCACCACUCAAUGUCUGUGCUCGGCUACGAACGCGUACGAACAGCAGGAGAGGCCAAGGACUUGAGUAAAUCUUUACUGACUGUUUCGAAACUGUGACAGAGUUCCCCACCAAAGACAAUUAAUUUGAUUUUGUAUUUUCUCUUCCUCUUUUUUUUUUUGCAUCGAGUGCCGUUUUCCGUUCAUUGUGGAACUAAAGCUUUACUUUGAAUCAGUGUUUGGAGUACUGCCGAGCCACACUUGGAAUGUAUUUUUGUUUGUUUCCAUUGAAUUGCGGGUGGUGUUUGAAGGGACCACAACUUUUGUAUCUGGAUAACUGGAUGUGUUCAACAACGCAAGGCCUAUGAACAAUGACUUGAACAUGAAAGCUGCAACUAAACAACUGUAUAAUUCCUGUAUCUUGUUAUGAUAACACUUCAAAUUGGAUGUUUAUGGGGUUAUUUUGAAUGUUAAAAACCUCAGAUUUUUGGGUUUACCAGUAACCUUAUUGUCUGUACAAGUGAUAAUAGUGGAUGGGAUAAAAAGACAAAAAAAAAGAAAUACAUGAGUUUAUUCUUUGAAAAGGUUGUGUUCU
Molecule: messenger RNA, 2447 nt
Organism: Osmerus eperlanus (European smelt)
Lineage: Eukaryota; Metazoa; Chordata; Actinopteri; Osmeriformes; Osmeridae
Gene: chst2b
Product: carbohydrate (N-acetylglucosamine-6-O) sulfotransferase 2b
Exons: 1
Coding region: 575-1972 (465 amino acids)
Biological process (GO): N-acetylglucosamine metabolic process; carbohydrate metabolic process; sulfur compound metabolic process
Cellular component (GO): Golgi membrane; trans-Golgi network
Molecular function (GO): N-acetylglucosamine 6-O-sulfotransferase activity
Source: RefSeq, a predicted model, not a curated record